Molecule: messenger RNA, 1688 nt
Organism: Sander lucioperca (pikeperch)
Lineage: Eukaryota; Metazoa; Chordata; Actinopteri; Perciformes; Percidae
Gene: ubl3a
Product: ubiquitin-like 3a
Exons: 5
Coding region: 645-998 (117 amino acids)
Molecular function (GO): protein binding
Source: RefSeq, a predicted model, not a curated record
CUAACUUGACGUUAGUUUUCAAAGGCAGGAUGGCAGCUGAACGGGUCGUAAAGGUACAGCAACGCAGUUUGUAACAUUACCAACAAUCAUCACAAACUCCCGUUUUAAAGAGAAGGACCGACAGAUUUCGCAAAGGGACGCGUUUUGUACCAACCGGCGGAAGUGUUUGAGUUAAUCGGCGGACGGUAUUAACCUUGCGGAUAUUUUGUGUUCUUUUUCACCAAGAGAGAAAAAGAUCCGUGUCCGGAUGUGCCAGCAGUAACGUUAUUGGGUUUUUCGCAUGGCGUAGGCACCUUUUCUAAAGCAGGAUAUUCUUGAUGUUUGGAGGAUCGGAGGAGGCCCUCGGGUCGACAGCUUAUCCCGCUAACAUUAACUAUACCUCAAAAUUUCCCAAUUUGUGUGGAAAAUGAUCAACGAAAUGAUUGUGCAAUAGAGAGAAGGAAGCGUCGUAAAACGUCUUGACUACCUCGGUGUAGUGACUGUGGAGAGAGCAAGUCACCGGGAUACAUUGUGUUUUUGUUUCCUGCUCUAAACCAUAAAAACGACGUUUGUUGAGCUCCGACAAGGAAGACGAAAAGAGGAUAUUUGUGUUCUCAUCUUGUGUUGUGUGUGUGUGAACCCCGAGGACCGACAAAACCUUCACGAUGACGGGCAGCACCCCAGCAGACAUGAUAAACCUGCGGCUUAUUUUAGUCAGCGGAAAGACGAAAGAAUUCUUCUUCUCUCCCAAUGACUCAGCAGCGGACAUUGCCAAACACGUCUAUGACAACUGGCCGAUGGACUGGGAGGAAGAGCAGGUCAGCAGUCCUAACAUCCUGAGGCUGAUCUACCAGGGCCGGUUUCUACAUGGCAACGUAACACUAGGAGCUCUCAAACUGCCCUUGGGGAAGACCACAGUGAUGCAUUUAGUUGCCAGAGAGACUUUGCCUGAGCCAAAUUCCCAAGGUCAGAGGAAUAGAGAGAAGACCGGGGAGAGUAACUGCUGUGUCAUUCUGUAAAUACACACCACCGCCACCUGCCCUCCAUCUUUCUCAUCCAUUCUCACCCUCAACAUCCUGGACCGAAUGAGCUUGUCCCCUGUCCUGGAACCUGUCCACAAUGCAUAUGGACGAACUCAUACUCUUCGCUUAUUUUUAAAAAUUUUUUUUUCCCUCUCUCACACACACACCUAGAAAGACAGCAGGCUCAACCUGAUUUAAGGCACAGAGUUGGGAGCAGGAAAUUGAUUAAUGAUAGCGUUGAUUUCUUUGUUUUACUUGAUUUGUUGUCAUAACUGAAAAUUAGUGGAAGGAACUGGAUUUGCAUGUGGGUAUUUUUUUUUUUUUUCUUAAUGCGUACCUUUUUAAGCCUUCUGCCACACACACAUACUGUACAAUAGACACACACCUUAUCUAGCUAUCCUCAGCCAGUCUGUUAAAAGACAGUUUCUAACUGCCUCCCUAUUCUAGCUAGUUGUCAUAUUAAUGCAGUGCCCAAGUUUGUGUGUGUGGCCUUGUUUUCUAAUACAGACCGCUGAUCAUUUUAACCACUAACGACUCACCUCCACACACACACACACACACACACACACACACACAUACACACUACGACAUCUUGUCCACACAUCCAACCAUAUGUGCUUGUGGGAUCUCCCUCGGUGCAGUAGACAAAGCUUAAACGUGCCUGAUCAUAGAACUGAAAGCAGGACA